GGUCUGUCUCUGGCUGCUGUCGCUGGUUGUUAAUCUUGUCAAUCUGCUGGUUGCUUAAUCUGCUGGUUAAUCUGAGUUGGGAUGUUUCUAUUCAUGGUUAGUCUGCUGGUUACUUAAUACAAGGCUCCAACUGGUUACUUAUGUAGGUACCAUGGUUCCUGGUAUGAAGACGGGGCGGCGGAAGACAGCAACAAGUGGCAAUGUAUUAUCAGGCUCUGAAGCAUGUCCAGCAGCAGUUAUUGGCACCCCGUUGACGUUAUCUGAUGAGACACAGCCACCAGAUGAUACACAAACAGUGGUGGAGGAGACGCAGCCAGGUGGCGUGGCAGGGCGAAAAAGAGCAACUCGUGUACGAGGACGUACAUUGGGCAAAGGAGUGCAAAAAAGAAUAGCCAGGAAAAAAGGAGAGAAAUUACAUGUGUAUGUCAAUCGGGUGUUGAACGCAAUCACAGGAGGGAAUGCAACCCCAGCGACGAAUGAGUUGGGAUUGCAAAUUAGACGGUUGUGCCCUCUUCAGAGCGUGAAGUCAUGGACGAAAAUCAAUGAAAGUACCAAAGAUGCGGUCAUCCAAGCGGUGCUAGACAAGUUUGUUAUCGGGGAUGAUUUUGAUAAUGAUGAACAAGCUCAACAAAUUCUUGAUAGAAAGGCAUAUUUGCUAUACAAGGAUUGGAGGUACAAUCUAAAGCAAGAGUUCCUCGAACUUGAGGAAAAGGGUGUUGAUGACCCGUAUAGUCAUCCGCCUAGUGGAGUGAGCUUGGAUGACUGGAGAUAUCUUAUUGAUGUUGCUUGGAAAGACGAAUCUCACUUGAAACGCUCUAAAGCUGGUAAAGCAAAUAGGGCUAUGCUCCCGUACAAUCAUACAAGUGGAUCGCGAUCAUUUCCUAUAGCAAUGUCGCUUAUGGCAAAUGAGGAUGGACAAAUAGAUUUCCCUGAAUUUUAUAAGAAAUCACACAAGUCCAAGAAGACGGGAGACUGGAUUGACCCCAAAUGUGGUGAGCUACAUGAUGAUAUGGUCAAUCUACAAGUCGUAGCCACCGAUGCGGGGUUGCCAUUGACCCACGAAGAACUAUCAAGGCAAGUGCUCGGGGCAAAAAAAAAUUACUUGCGUGGAUGUGGGAUAGGCCCACAACCCUCUUCAACAGCUUCGAAUGUGGCACGAGCACGUGACAAACAUAUGGAGUCAAUGAGAACGGAAUUGGAGGCUCUUCGUGAGGAGCGUGAAAGAGAUCACGAGGAGUUGCUGAAGGAGAAAGAGGAGCGGCAAAGAGAUCACGAGGAGUUGCUAAAGGAGAAAGAGGAGCGGCAAAGAGAUAGGGAGGAAAUUAUGAGGGAAAGAAAGGAGCUGAUGAAACAAAUUGAAGAGGAAAAAAAAGCACGGGAGGCACAACAAGUACAACUCAAUCAUUUGAACGACGUGGUGUCACGACUGACAACCCUCUUGCAGGGUUCAGAUGGUCAUCCUACAAUUCGGUUAUAAGGCAUAAUGUGAGUAGACUUUGCAGCAGAUGGACGGUAAUCUGAAGUUCAUAAGGUAACCACUUGAUUUCAAUGAAAUAUGAAGUUAGUUCCCUUUGGCAUAAUUUGAUUUCCAUCGGGUUGUAAUCACUUGAUGGCAUAAUCUGAUUUCAUAAGGUAACCACUUGAUGGCAUAAUCUGAUUUCCAUAAGACAACAUGGAAUUCCAACAAAAUAAAAAAAAAAAAAAAUUUAAACAAAAAUGAUGACCUUUUUUUCUAAAUGUGGAAUUUACUUUUGUUUUUUAUGUGAACUGACUCCGUCCAAGUCCAUGCUGGGAAAUAGUUGGCUAUAGUCUGAAUAACAAAAUUCUUCGUAUUGUUCGGUAGAAGUUAACAUUUGUCAUGUCAAGAUAGCCUGUUCUACGGGCAGAGUUAUGAGUACCUGAUACAACUAUAUAUUACCUGCAAAAAUCGUCAAAUAGUAUCCAAAUGAACCAUAUGGAUGUGAAACUUCUCCAAAAUUCCGAAUUCUGGGGAGUAUCAUCAGUUUGCAGCCUUCUCAGCUGCUAUAUGCAACACAUGGUUAAUAUAUACAGUGAUAAAUUACAUUGAUGGUCUAUAUGUUUUGGCCCUUAUAUUAUUUUGAUCCUUAUAAAUUUAAUGUACUCGAUUUUGAUCAUGAAUUUAUGCUUUUGUGUUAGUUUAGUCUAAUUGAUAACAACUGUGUGACGA
This is a messenger RNA of Camellia sinensis, 2188 nucleotides long. NCBI's taxonomy places the organism in Eukaryota, Viridiplantae, Streptophyta, Magnoliopsida, Ericales, Theaceae. The record is from RefSeq and is a predicted model, not a curated record.